AUGGAAGAGCUUGUUUCUCAGCUUUUAUCAGAGCAGGUUCCUAUUCCGGAUGAAAUCACCGAGGAGGCUUUAGUAAAAAUGCUUGAAGAUAAGGAGGAAGCGCCUCCUUAUCGGGUCCCCCUUAGCAUAGGAGAAAAUCAUACCGAGCUUGAUAAUGCUGGCAAACCAUGUUCAGCUUAUGAUGUGAUUAUUCACCCAACUUUCCUUGAGAAAAUUCGGGCUUCUCAGUCAAGUUCGCGUAGCAUUGAAUUGGAUGUCGGUACUAAAUUGCUUGUUCUGCGAACGCGGAGUUGUGUCUACGAACUGGCCGCAGAACUCAAUUUUGCCGUUGAUGGCGCGGCCACUAGCGCCACUUUCAAUUCCCAAACAAAAGUAUGUCUACUUGUCUCGUUUAAGUAA
Mesocestoides corti is the source of this 399-nucleotide messenger RNA. Lineage: Eukaryota; Metazoa; Platyhelminthes; Cestoda; Cyclophyllidea; Mesocestoididae. The record is from the annotation of a GenBank genome assembly.